AUGGGUUAAACCAAUUCAUAAAAUUUACAAUAAUCGAAAAUGGAUGUUCCUAAAAUCAGUCAACUCUAAUUUUGGAAGUAAUCAACAGAUAUCCGCUAUGGAGAGAUAAGAAUAUUCAAGACGCAGGAUCAACAUGCUGUAGCUGUUAAAGAUCAUAUUUUUUAAGAUGAUGAAUAAUGGAAUUAAUUCAAAAUAACCCAGGAGAAAUAAAUGGGAAAUAAAUAGAGUACCCCUUUCUUAAUUUAAAUGAUGGACUUAUAACAUGUCACAGAGAAGGAACUCUGCUCUCAAUUAACUUAAGCUCAUAGUGUCUAUGAAUAUUUUGAUGAAUAUUUGGAAAGAGUAAUAAAUGAGUUAAGUGAAACUAAAUAAUAUUUUGAUGAAAUUGAAAUAGUUGCUAUGCUCCAUUGUACAUUAACGGCAUUAUAAAGAUUGAACGAUCAAUAAAAGCAACAUGGCGAUAUCAGACCUUUAACUAUAAGUUUGACAUCUUAUGCUCAAAGAAGUUAAUUUCGAUAGAACCAUCCAUUUUCAGUUUUCAAAUUGACAGAUAUCCAAGAAAUGACAGACAUGACUGCUUAUAGAAGAUGCAUAGCUAAAUAACAAGGCUAAUACAAUUUAAGUCCUGAAUAAUUGUCAUCUCUUAAACAUAAAGUCUUAAGACCCAAUAUUGACUAAAAUAAGUCAGAUGUAUUCUGUAUUGGAUUAACUGCAUUAUAAAUGGCAACUUUGAGUUUUGUUUAGGAUAUUUAUGACCUGUAAAGUUAUACUUUUAAUAUGGAAAAAUUAGACGAUUAUUUAUUCUUCUUGAAAUCUUAAUAUAGUUCCGACUUAUAUGAUAUUGUUGAAUCUUUACUUAUAAUGGCUCCAGAUAAUAGACCCAAUCCAAAACAAGCUCAUGAACUAUUGUAUAAAUACAGAUUUUAAUUGGAAGACUAUUUUAGAUCAUCUACUAUUGGUGAAUUCAUACCGAAUUAUUCAAUUGAUUUCAGAGAAUAAAACAAUGGCAUUCAUAAGCAAAGAGUUGUUAACCAUUAAUCACAUAGUUUGCAAAACUAAGAUCCAAAUAAUUAAUUAUAUCAUUAAGUUGAGAAUCUAGAUUAAAGAGCAAAAGUAGCUUUAAAAAGAAGUUAAGAUGCCCAGAUAAGAUUCUAAAAGUCACCUAAUAAAUAGUUUAAAGUUCCUAUUCCUAAUUGGGAACCAACGAAAAGUUUAAAAGAAUAUUCUAGUUUAUAGCCAAUUACUUUAUAAGAAAUUCUUCCUUUAUAAAAUAAAUAAAUGAAUAUCUAGAGUGAUCAAAUCAUUAUUUAGGAUCCACCUUCUAAUAGGCAAUCAUUUUUUAAGAAUUUAACUAAUCAAUAAUAAUAUUAACAACAGAAUUUCAGUGAACAUGAGUAAGUUAUUCAUAAUGAUGAUGAAUAUGCAUAUAAUCAUUAAGAAAUAGAUGAAUAACCAAAGCAAAGUUUAGUUGAGUAAGUAGAACUAACUAAUUCAAAUCUAAAAACACUACAAUAAAAACCUAUUACUAAUUAGUAUGAUAAUAACGUAUUUUAAUAAUAAUCAUUAUUUCAAUCAAUAAACACCGACUAAAAGAAAUUUCCAUAGUAAUAAUAAUAAUAGUAACUACAAUAAUAAACUUAUUCAUAAAUUUAAUAACAAUCAUAUCAAUACUCAAAUUAGGUUUAAUCAAAACAACUAUAAAACAUUGAAUAGUAAUCCUAAGCUCGCUCUUCAGCUUACAACUAUCCCCAAAAUUAAAUAAAUGAAAGCAUAAAUGAUCAUCAAAGAUCUCCAUAUGCUUUAUAAUAAAGAUAAUCUUUGGCAUUAUCUCAAGAUAAAGUGAUUACCUAAUAAUUAACUGGAUAAUAAGUUGAAUAAACACUACAAAAUCUAUAAAAUAGAUAAUCUAUUCGUCAAGAUUCCUUUGGUGUAGGAGCUAAUAGACCACAAUAGCCAUUGGUAGUACCUAAAUCUCCAGAAAUUGAGCCUAAGAAUAUUUUCCCCUAGUUGGAUUAAGAAAAGUAAUCUUAAUAGAAUCAAAGAUCUCCAAUAUAGCCACUUGAAAGAAUGGAUGAUGAUGAUUAGGAACAUCAUUACAAUCCACAAUUAACCGAAUCAAAUGACUCUUAAUAGGCCAUAUCUGUACAAAGCAAACCCCAAAGUAUAAGAGGCACAAUGGUUGGUAGUUAAUCACAAUUAAAGGUACCUCCAUCUGUGGCAUCUAGAUAAUAGCGUCCAACUGUCUAAAAAUAAUAAACUACUACUACUACAUCCUAGAAAAAUAUAUAUAAUCUAUCAUAAAAGAAAAGUAGUAAAAUCAUUAAAAAAUGA
This is a messenger RNA of Paramecium tetraurelia, 2331 nucleotides long. RefSeq lists its product as uncharacterized. The transcript is spliced from 4 exons. Gene Ontology annotation, biological process: protein phosphorylation. Gene Ontology annotation, molecular function: ATP binding; protein kinase activity. The record is from RefSeq and is a predicted model, not a curated record. Lineage: Eukaryota; Ciliophora; Oligohymenophorea; Peniculida; Parameciidae.